AGCGCAAGUCACAGGAUCUCACUACCGAAUCUGCCUUCAAGUGUUCACUGCGUAGCGCUGUCCACCAGUCAAGUACAGCCCCUUACACACCCGGCCAUGAGCUCCAACAGCAGCAGCACGGCCAACAGCACGACUGGGAUCCUGAGCAACGGCUCGGCCAGCAAGAACGACUACGGCAGCACGAGCUACAACCAGGUGAUGGUGGAUGUCAAGGACGCCUUCAGUCGGGGCGACGCCGAGCAGUCGCGGCUGCUUCACCAGCUUAAGACGGAGAUGGGGGGCCACACACACGCGAUGGAGAACCACAUGACGGGCGGCGAGCACAUCAAGAGCGCUGUGUACGGCGGUCUGGACGGUAUCAUCACGACGUUCGCCACCGUCACGUCCGUGGCCGGCUCGGGCCUGCCGCACUCCGUUAUCCUCAUUAUCGGCCUGGCCCACUUGGUGGCCGACGGCCUGAGUAUGGGCCUUGGCGAUAUGCUCAGCUCCCAGGCUGAGGCCGACCUGGCCAACCACGAGCGCUCUCGGGAGCAGUGGGAGUUUGAAAACUACCCGGAGGGCGAGAUCGAGGAGAUGGUGGAGCUCUACGAGAAGAAGGGUAUCUCCACAGACGACGCGCUGCUGGUGGUGCAUACGUUGGCCAAGUACAAGGAAGCUUUCAUUGAUAUUAUGAUGGUAGAGGAGCUCAACAUCAUGCCAGUGGACGACGACGACUCGCCUCUUAUGGGCGGAAUCAUCACCUUCGUGUCCUUCAUGCUGUUCGGCGUGAUUCCGCUACUCUCGUACCUCGUCAACCUGGUCCCAGGCAUCAACAUGAGCCCGGAGGCAACGCUGUAUUUGUCCUGUUUCCUCACUGUCGUCACGCUGUUCCUGUUGGGCGCGGUGAAGGGCAAAUUCGUCGGCCAGAAGAUGUGGAAGUCGGGCGCCUCAAUGGCCAUCAACGGUACGAUUGCCGCCGCGUGCGGAUGGAUCAUCGGCUACUUGUUGCAACUCACGGGUAUCCAGAACAUCGGAUAAAACUGUAUGGACUCAAAGAACAGCUGAGUUGACUGCUACUUGUAGUUUGUAAACACCGACAUAUGAAAAAUCACUUUUGACAUUAUGAUCGUUUUAUGAUAUGACGAAUUCUAAUCACUCAUAAUCCUUCCACG
This is a messenger RNA of Phytophthora nicotianae INRA-310, 1151 nucleotides long. RefSeq lists its product as hypothetical. The transcript has a single exon. The coding region runs from base 97 to 1017 and encodes 306 amino acids. Gene Ontology annotation, cellular component: membrane. The record is from RefSeq and is a predicted model, not a curated record. NCBI's taxonomy places the organism in Eukaryota, Oomycota, Peronosporomycetes, Peronosporales, Peronosporaceae. Gene Ontology annotation, biological process: intracellular manganese ion homeostasis. Gene Ontology annotation, molecular function: manganese ion transmembrane transporter activity; iron ion transmembrane transporter activity.